UCCGGCGCAGGCGGGGUUGCGUCCCGCUUGCUCCGGGCCCGCAGCAAGGACGCAGAGGAAGGCGCCGCUGUGCUGACUUUCCCGUGAGCGGGGCCUUAGCUGAGGACGGCGUGCGGAGCGGGGAAUGAAGGAUGGCAGCACGCCGUGCAUUAAAAGCUGUUUUGGUAGAUCUCAAUGGCACACUUCACAUUGAAGAUGCAGCUGUGCCAGGCGCACAGGAAGCUCUUAAAAGGUUACGUGGUGCUUCUCUAAUGGUUAGGUUUGUUACCAAUACAACCAAAGAGAGCAAGCAGGACCUUUUGGAAAGGUUGAAAAAAUUGGAGUUUGAUAUCUCUGAAGAUGAAAUAUUCACUUCCCUAACUGCAGCCAGAAACUUAGUAGAACAGAAGCAAGUUCGGCCCAUGCUGCUAGUUGAUGAUCGAGCACUGCCUGAUUUCAAAGGUCUACAAACAAAUGAUCCUAAUGCAGUGGUCAUAGGAUUGGCACCAGAACAUUUUCAUUAUCAAAUUCUGAAUCAGGCAUUCCAGUUACUCCUAGACGGGGCGCCUCUGAUAGCAAUCCACAAAGCCAGGUAUUACAAGAGAAAAGAUGGCUUAGCUCUGGGGCCUGGACCCUUUGUGACUGCUUUAGAAUAUGCCACUGACACCAAAGCCACGGUAGUGGGGAAGCCGGAAAAAACGUUCUUUUUGGAAGCAUUGCGAGGCACUGGCUAUGAACCUGAGGAGGCUGUCAUGAUAGGAGAUGAUUGCAGGGAUGAUGUUGGUGGCGCUCAAGAUAUUGGCAUGUUGGGUAUCUUGGUAAAAACUGGGAAAUACCGAGCAGCAGAUGAAGAAAAAAUUAAUCCACCUCCUUAUUUAACUUGUGAGAGUUUCACUCAUGCUGUGGACCACAUUCUGCAGCACCUACUGUGAACCGUUACGGGAAUUGGAAGCAACUUGAAACGCAGCUUUUCAUGGUCCGGAAUGAAUCCCCCACCAUCUCAGUGCCACGUAGACAGACACAAACCAUUCAGCACUGAUCACGGGUGAACCCUCUGUCAUUGUGCAUUAAUUAGGAAGAAGGGUAUUGAAUUGCAACCACUAAGCCUUGCUAAUCCCUUUUGUUUUAUUUUUUAAAAGAAGAUGAGACCCAAAGAAAGGGAAAACAGAGAUUUUUAUACCAUUCCUUUUAAAAUAUUCAUUAGGUUAGGCAGGGCUGGGAGGGAGAAUCUACUGCAGGGAGUCAUGUUCUCUGCUGUAUCCUCACUAAUAAGGUGGGGGAUUCAGAUUGUGGACGAUGGUGAAUGGUGUUUUUUAAAUUAUAAAGCAGUGCAUUGAAAGGUGCAUUAAGCUGUAGUUUUAAUACUGAAUUCAACUGUGAAAUCCAUCACAAGUGCCAAGUGGAAUACAAGAGAGAAGAAGCAAAAUAAAUUGUCCUUUAGCCCAAGUGAUUGAGUGAAUUUGCUUUAACUGGUGUUGAAACUAGAUUAUCUACUGUGUUAUUCCCAACACGAGUGACUUCUUUUUUCUCUUCAUUAGCUAGAGAUGACUAAUUUAAAUUUAGAACCUGAUUUUAAUUUAAAAUAAUAUUUCCAUUAAUAACCUAUUCAUUGUAGAUACCUAUUAUACUGUGUAACAGUUGUUUUGGAAAUUUUAUGUAAAAUUAAAACUAUCAGUAUUUUACAGAUGUUUUAAUUAGACAUUGUUAUUAACAGGAACAGUGCAGAAACUAAAAUCAAGCCUUUAAUGUCUUAUAGACCAUGCAUUUUUGAAGUUAGUGUCCACCAGGGUCCUAUUAACUGUACAUUUGCAAGAUUUCAUUAUUUUUGCCUCUGACACUUUGGGAAAAAUCUUUUAGAAGCUAUUGGGACAGAUUCAAGCUUUUAUGUACUUGGUUACUACAGCUGUAAAAUGAAAUCUCCUCUUGUAGCAUGGAUUAUUCUUCUCGUGUAAACCCUCCAAAAUGAAGGGAACUAAGUAGGUAAUGAUUUUCCUAGUGCAUUUGCAUACUGUGAUCAUCCUAGGCCUUUGCAAUUGUUUUACAGGGCUCUUGGGCAUUGAAUUAUUAGCAUGUAAUUGUACAUCAUUGUAGUGUUCACCUUAUUGAAGCACACACUGAUGUUAAUGAGCUUCGGGUUUUGAUGCUUGUUUAGAGAUCAACUUGGUCUUGGAUGGAGGAAGCAAAACUAAAUAAAUGGCAUCUCUUUCUCUUGGUCGUUUCGUGAGCACUGUGUUCUUGUUUUUGCCAGUGCCCCAACUUAGUGCUUAAACAUCCUUGAUUAGAAAGGGUGGAUGACCAGGACCGACCACCACCUCAGACCCAAAGGGUGAGUGGAGUGGCAGAGAACAUCGACUUGGGGGCAGCCAGCGCCUAACAAGCCUGUGACCUCGAGUGAGUCACCAAGCCUCUCCUGCCUUCUUUCCCUUAUGUGUAAAGUGGAGGUAACACAGUAGUGCCCACCACUGGGCCUGUUGUGAGAGGUAAAAUACACGACCCACACUUCAGAUACUUAGAGUGGAAUCGGGCAAACGCUAAGUACCAUGUGUUUGUGAUGCUGGUGGUGCAGGUAUAUGGUGCAGGUAUAUUGUCUGCAUUUAACAAUAUGAAAAGGGUUGGUAAAAUUCAUCUCUACAGUCAGUUCAGUGGGAAAAGUCCUCCUGAGAAUUAGAAAAGAUAUCCUACUACAUUUGAACUUCCUCGGGGCAAAUCACAGAGUGACGCUCAGUGUUCAGCAGAGAAU
Molecule: messenger RNA, 2719 nt
Organism: Talpa occidentalis (Iberian mole)
Lineage: Eukaryota; Metazoa; Chordata; Mammalia; Eulipotyphla; Talpidae
Gene: HDHD2
Product: haloacid dehalogenase like hydrolase domain containing 2
Exons: 7
Coding region: 132-911 (259 amino acids)
Biological process (GO): dephosphorylation
Molecular function (GO): phosphatase activity
Source: RefSeq, a predicted model, not a curated record